Anolis carolinensis (green anole) is the source of this 1950-nucleotide messenger RNA. RefSeq names its product nanos homolog 2-like. Bases 452 to 1105 code for a protein of 217 amino acids. The transcript has 3 exons. Gene Ontology annotation, biological process: oogenesis; negative regulation of translation. Gene Ontology annotation, molecular function: zinc ion binding; mRNA binding. Gene Ontology annotation, cellular component: perinuclear region of cytoplasm. NCBI's taxonomy places the organism in Eukaryota, Metazoa, Chordata, Lepidosauria, Squamata, Anolidae. The record is from RefSeq and is a predicted model, not a curated record.
CAUCCAGUCCAAUGCUAUUCUGCCAUGCAAAAGCAAUAUAACACUCUUGCAGGCUUCAUCAUUACUGGAUCCGUCCUUCAGGACUUUGGCAAACGUUGGAUGUGCAAUGUUGCUAUUUCAUCCAAGGCAGAAAUUCAACUCAUUCUUGGAUGGACAAACAGAACCACAACUGCUAACGUUCCCUUAAGGCAGUGUUUCUCAACCUGUGGAUCUCCAGGUGUUUUUACCUACAAGUCCCAGAAAUCCCAGCCACUUUACCAGCUGUUAGGAUUUCUGGGAGUUGAAGGCCAAAACAUCUGGGGACCCACAAGUCGAGAACCACUGCCUCAAGGGAGAAACUGUGGCAUUACCUCCGAAGUUAAAAAAUUGGAAAAACCAAACUCUUCCUUGAAAAGCUGUGAUUGUCUAGACAUGUGGGGGUUAAAUCUAGGGCAAAGGAGGGUAAAAAUAGAUGGGAGGGUCCAAUGUGAAAGGUUUGGAACCCCUCCCCUUAUAUAUAAAACAAAGACUCCGCCUCCAAUAUGUGGCAUUCAGUGUGUGUCCACACCAGGGUAGAAUUGGCACCAUGCUCUCCAGAUCAGCCAUGCACGUGCCACAUUAUGCCCCUUCCAUGUUCAGGGAGUUUGACAGAUGGAAGGGCUAUCUGAGCCUUGCGAAAGUGGUUACGGAGAUCAUCGCGGAACGCAAGAAGGUCCCAUUUCCAUCUCAGAGUUGGGACACAAUGGAGUACGACAUGCAGCUAGUCCUCAACGAGGACAACUUUGAAACAGCAUCACAAUGGGUUAAUGGAAGCAGUUCCAGCAGCAAGAGCUCCAAAGGUAGUGCCAAUGGCCAGGCUUCCCAAAACAAGGAGAUUUGCAAUUUCUGCAAACACAACGGGGAAUCCAAGCAGGUCUAUUCGUCCCACCGGCUGAAGGGGAUGGACGGCACCGUGGAGUGCCCCAUCUUGCGCAAAUACACCUGUCCGCUCUGCGGUGCCACGGGCGAAAAGGCCCAUACUUUAAAAUACUGCCCACUGAGCCAAGGGAAGAGGUCGCUGUAUCGCAAGUGCGGACGUAACUCGGCUGGACGCAAGGUUUGGAGAAUGGAAGCCCAAUUCUCUUAGACUACAUUUAUGUGUCAGUUGCCUAGUGUGAUGAUUCAUGGGCCCUGCAGUCCUAUUCCUGACAGUAUUGUGGCAGAUGAGGAGGAAAAUAUGGAGUUUUCCCCAGAUUUCCGGUCGGAGUCAGAGCCUUGGCAGCUGCCUGAAGUUCUAGUCCAAGAACCAAUUUAACCUGACCUUGGUGGGAACUCUCCCCCUUAUGGGAGAAAACAGGCUUACACGACUGAUAGAGGAUCGAGAGAAAAAUUUAGAAGUAGUGCUCGCCUUGCUGCCAAAUAUGCCACUGAUUAGAAGUAUUUCCCCUGAGAAAAUACGGGGAGUCUUGCACCUGCAAGCUGGUUUCCUUCGCUCCCUGUUCUCUAGGGAAAGUGAUUGUUGUUUGGGGAAACGAGACCCAAUAUAGGGAAAUUGCGCGAAGGAUUCCUUGCGGAGUCAAUUCGUCAGCUCCUGGAGAGAGGUCAUGUGUGUGUGGACUUCGAAUCCUGUUCCUUGCCUCCUGAAUCUAGUUCCAAGCCUUGUCCUCGUCUCACGGAUUUACCACAGAUCUUGUUCCAUGCUUCAAGUUGCUUUGCCUUUAGCCACAGAUCCAGCCACGUUCCAAGUAACUUUCAGCCUUGUGUCAAGCUUCAUUGGAUUCAAGACUUUUUCUGUUUUCCCAACGCUUUGCUUGGCAAACCGUGUGUUGCGGUUAUUGGAUUAUAAUCUUUGGACUCUAAUAUUUCAUAUUGGACAAUAAUCUGCUGGACUAUAUUUGGCCUCAUUUGAAAGGUCUGCUUCUGAACUUUAUUCUACACUUGUUUUUAUUGACUUUAUAUAUUCCUUUAAUAAAAAUAUUAGAUAGAAUCUGG